AUGGGAUCUGGCUUAUGUGGACUGAAGAACGUCAGUGGCGAUGAGGCAAAAUCCCGAAGAAUCGAUUCAGAGCUGAAGAAGGAGCAUGUUUCAGAGAAAAGAAAAAUUAAGAUCUUACUUUUAGGCAGUGCAGAUUCCGGCAAAAGCACCAUCGUGAAACAAAUGAGGCUAAUUCAUUCCGCCGGAUUCAAUGAAACCGAGGCGAUCGAUGCCAUUUUCGUGAUUCGAAAAAACAUUGUGGAUGCUUUUAAUAGCAUCGCUGUGGGGGUUGAAGAGACAAGUAUGAAUAUUCCAGAAGGAGAAAAGUCAAUCCUGGAGCAGUUUUCAAGACACAGUCACGAAAUCGAAAUCAUGGAAGAGAAAUCAGAGCUACAAUUGCUUAACGAUUUCCUGAAAUUGGAGUGCGUCCAGUGUUUUCUGACAAAACACGCUACAUGGCCGACCAUCCCGGAUAAUUAUGGCUACUUUUCUUCUCAUCUUGCUCGAAUACUCACUGCUAACUACAUGCCGACCAGUAUGGAUAUUGUUCACAUGCGUAAACCCACAAUAGGAGUCCAUGAGUUCGCAUUUGAGUUCAAGAAAUAUGCGAUAAGACUCAUAGAUGUUGGCGGUCAACGGACAGAAAGACGAAAAUGGAUCCACUUUUUCGAAGACGUUACUGCAGUAAUGUUCGUAGCAUCACUAAGUAGUUAUGAUCAAGUCAUGGAAGAAGAUAUGAAGUUGAUGCAGGUAGUCUCUACAGGCCUUAAACCGUGUCAUGCUGUGGUACGACAGCAAACAUCUAAUCCUAAUCCACCAAAGAAUCGCUUAAUGGACAGCAUCGACCUGUUCGGUGAUAUCGUGAAAAACGAGUUUCUAAAAACCUGUUCCUUUAUUCUGUUCUUGAAUAAAGUCGAUCUUUUCAAAACAAAAUUGGAACACUCAAAAUUAGCUGACCAUUUUAAAACUUAUACUGGUGGAAACGAUUAUAGUUCUGCAGCUGAAUAUAUCCAGAACUGCUUUAAAAAGACCCAAUUACCGUCAAGUAACAAGUUGUAUGUUCAUUAUACGGAAGCCACGGAUACGCAACAAAUAGACUUCGUCUUUGCUGCUGCUUGUGAUAUUAUCUUACAAGCAAAUCUUGCCCGAGCUGGGAUGCAAUAA
This is a messenger RNA of Necator americanus (New World hookworm), 1143 nucleotides long. RefSeq lists its product as uncharacterized. Gene Ontology annotation, biological process: adenylate cyclase-modulating G protein-coupled receptor signaling pathway. The transcript is spliced from 11 exons. Bases 1 to 1143 code for a protein of 380 amino acids. The record is from RefSeq and is a predicted model, not a curated record. Gene Ontology annotation, molecular function: G-protein beta/gamma-subunit complex binding; G protein-coupled receptor binding; guanyl nucleotide binding. Lineage: Eukaryota; Metazoa; Nematoda; Chromadorea; Rhabditida; Ancylostomatidae. Gene Ontology annotation, cellular component: heterotrimeric G-protein complex.